Molecule: messenger RNA, 1194 nt
Organism: Botrytis byssoidea
Lineage: Eukaryota; Fungi; Ascomycota; Leotiomycetes; Helotiales; Sclerotiniaceae
Exons: 3
Coding region: 1-780 (259 amino acids)
Source: RefSeq, a predicted model, not a curated record
AUGAAUACCAAGGAAUAUAUCAUAGAUGUGCUUCAACACCUUUACUUUCCUGUUCAGUUCAUGUUUGCCUCUGCUACAUUUCUACCCGGCACCAUUGUUUCCCUUCUCGUCUCUUCCAAUAUCGCUACUUUAAGUUCUGUCGACAAGUUCAAACAUGCAUGGUUUGCACGAUUUUGGGCAGUCUAUGGGCCUCGUGUUAGAGAGUCUGCAAGUACAAAUGCAGAGCCUAUGAUUAAAGCUGCUAGAGGUGUUGUACUAGAUAUUGGUCCUGGUAGUGGUGAGUGGCUACAUGUUUUUGAUAAAUCAAAGGUCACAAAGAUUUAUGGUGUAGAACCAAAUCGUGAUCAAUAUGAAGCUUUGAGACGGAGAAUUAAGGAGGCAGGUCUCACUGAUAUCUAUGAGAUUGCCGAAUGUGGAGUUGAGGGUCUGGCGGAAUGGGGCAUUGAAGAUGACAGUGUAGACUCUGUGGUUACCAUUUUGUGUUUGUGUAGUGUUGGACAACCCGAGGAAAUGAUUAAGGAUUUGUAUAAGAAGUUAAGAAAGGGGGGCAUAUGGGCAGUUUAUGAACAUGUGAUCAAGGAUCAGGGACAUUGGACUGACAAGUAUCAAUCUUUGAUCAAUAUCGCUUGGCCUCAUUUAUUUGGCGGUUGUUCCCUCAAGAGGGAUACGGAGAAGUCUUUGAGAGGAGUUGGAAAAUGGAGUAAGGUUGAUUUGACGCAUCCUGUUACGGAGGCUCCUUAUGCUGUCGUUCCACAUAUUAUGGGAACGCUGGAGAAGUGAUUGUCAUUCUUUCAAGUAUACUCCACGAGGUAGCCCCUGUGAGGAUUGAAAUUUAUGGCCAUCUUAUUUAGGGGACUCAGACGAGGGAUGUAUGCAAAUCUAUGAGGGAGAUUGUGACAAUGAAGAGGAAUGCGGAAUCACUGCUUAGUUGGUCCGAGGUUGCAAAGCUAUAGAGGGAAGAGGAAUUGAUCUUAUGUUGUUAUUGUGUUGGAUGUCUAAGCUCUUUUGAGAACUCCUUUUCAUUGUUUUACAACAAUUCUUUAAACACAGUGGAGCAGUCCACAUUUCAUGGAGAUAUCGAGAAUGUUCACAAUAAUCACAAUUAUCAAUGUUCAGAAAAUAACCCAUCCUGCUGUUCUUGAGUUAGUUAUUGGCUCCAAGCACGAAGUUGAGAGUUAUGAAAUUCAUCGUUGG